GUUGAGUCAGUGUGUGAUGACAGCCAUACAGAGGUGAGCUGAUUAGCCUGUUGCGUUUGCCGCUGUUAGCCUCUGUUAGAGAAAGUGCCUUUGGAGUGGAGCUCACGCUGUUGGACUCUGACGGUAUCUACUGUAAAAAUUCUUCAGAGUGUAAGCCAAGAUGAUUUUGUCAUCAUUAAAAGGCAUUGGGAAGAAACUUCUGAGAGUGAAGGUUGUGGACAACAACACAGAAGACUCCCGCUUGUCUCGAUGUCUUAACACGUUCGACCUGGUGGCCCUGGGGGUCGGCAGCACGCUCGGCGCUGGCGUCUACGUGCUCGCUGGUGCUGUAGCCCGCGAGAAUUCGGGACCUGCCAUUGUUAUCUCCUUCCUCAUAGCUGCCAUGGCUUCUGUCCUGGCCGGUCUGUGCUACGCCGAGUUCGGAGCACGUGUCCCCAGAACCGGCUCGGCGUACCUCUACAGUUAUGUCACAGUUGGAGAACUGUGGGCGUUUAUCACAGGCUGGAAUCUCAUCCUCUCCUAUGUCAUUGGAACUUCGAGCGUGGCCAGGGCGUGGAGCGCAACCUUUGAUGAGCUUAUUGGACGGCACAUUGAGCUGUUUUGCAAACAGUACAUGCCCAUGAAAGCCCCCGGAUUCUUGGCAGAAUAUCCAGACAUAUUUGCUGUCUUAAUCAUCAUCAUUCUGACAGGACUGCUUGCAGUUGGUGUAAAAGAGUCAGCGAUGGUAAAUAAAGUAUUCACCUGCAUCAAUGUACUGGUGCUGGUGUUUGUGGUCAUCUCUGGCUUAGUUAAAGGAAACAAAGAAAACUGGAACUUGGAUCCUGAAGAAAUUCUUAAUGCCAACAGAAGCUCUGGUGCUAAUGUUUCUGAUUUCAUCCCUGACGAGAAACAUCUCGGUAAAGGCGGCUUCAUGCCCUUCGGUUUGACUGGAGUUCUUUCCGGUGCCGCAACCUGUUUUUAUGCCUUCAUAGGGUUUGACUGCAUUGCCACUACAGGAGAAGAAGUGAAGAAUCCACAGAGGGCCAUUCCUGUUGGGAUUGUGGCCUCUCUCCUCAUCUGUUUUGUGGCGUACUUUGGUGUAUCUGCAGCCCUCACUGUGAUGAUGCCUUACUACAUGCUGGACAAGAGCAGCCCUCUUCCUGUGGCCUUUAAGUAUGUGGGCUGGGAGGGAGCCACUUAUGCAGUGGCGAUUGGCUCUUUAUGUGCACUGUCGACCAGUUUAAUAGGCGCCAUGUUCCCAAUGCCCAGAGUGAUCUGGGCCAUGGCAGAAGAUGGCCUGCUCUUCAAAUGCUUGAACAAAAUCAACCCACGAACCAAAACCCCUCUAACAGCAACAAUAACAUCGGGUUUUACAGCAGCUGUGAUGGCAUUCCUGUUUGACUUGAAGGACCUGGUUGACCUCAUGUCCAUUGGGACUUUGCUGGCCUAUACUCUGGUGGCUGCUUGUGUGCUGGUCCUCAGGUACCAGCCCGGACAGCCCACUGUGGGCUACGAGAUGGCCAAUACCCAGGAUGAAUCUGAAAUUGCGUGCAGUGAUGGGAAUGUUGACAUCUUACCCCAGCCAGAGGAUCACUUUACCUUCAAGAAACUUUUUGCACCUCGAAACACUGAGCCUUCACCUCUGUCUGGCCUCAUCGUCAACAUCUGCACCAGUAUACUCGGUGUUUUUGUGUGUGUCUUCAGUGUUGUAGCAGUUCAGGGAGGGUUUGCACACUGGUCUCUGUCUGUCCUCAGCAUUAUAGCUGUUUUUUGCCUGAUUCUAAUCAUUAUUAUAUGGAGACAGCCACAGAGCAGAACCAAGCUUGCCUUCAAGGUCCCCUUGGUCCCAUUGGUCCCAGUCGUUAGCAUGUUUGUCAACGUGUACCUGAUGAUGCAGCUCGACAGAGGAACCUGGCUGCGUUUUGGUGUCUGGAUGCUCUUAGGUUUCAUUAUCUACUUCAGCUACGGUAUUAGCCACAGCACAGAGGCGUCCUUGACCAGGUCUGACACCUACGGCGCCAGCUGCACAAUGAAGGACGAGCACACGACCACAGAGAAGGAGGCCUUCUUACACGAUACACAAAACUCCACACCAGAAGAUGAAGACGAUUUCUGAGCUAAAAAAGUUUGUUUGUUUUUUAAAGUAGGGGUAAACGGCAUUAGGUGGGAAAAUAUGAGGAAACUGUUUGUCAGAUUGUUACAAAGAAAGUAUGUCGAUUUCAGGGAGAGGCGAGGCCAACAAAAAAACAAAACAGCCACAUCUUAAUGUAAAAAUGCCAUCAAUAGCUAAUUUAGACAAAAUGAAAAUUACAAACCCACAAUUUGGCUCCCCAACAACUCACAGAAAAAGGUCAGAAUUCAAACGGCAGCUCUCGUGUGCGAGCUUUCCCUGAAUAAAGAUCAGCAAGCAAAACGAGCUAACAUAAAACCUAACCUCAGCUUAGCAUAUCAUAAUGCAAAGCCAAACAGAGAGCUCUGAAAGUCCAUAGAGAGCACAUGGGAGGGGGGGGCUCAGCCGUCAGCCAAUGACAAGACGGGUGAAGACACCAGGAGCUAGUAAGAGGACCGAGGAGGAGAAGCCAGAGAGCAGGAGCUGGAUGCAGCAGAGUGUAGCCUUUACCCUUUUCUUUUAGGGGACUCUAACUUCUGUACUGUCAAAGAGAUUCAUUAAAUUAUCUGAAAAGCUGUAGCUGCACGUUUGGGAGACACAUGAAGCAAAACCCAAUUAUCAUGCCAGCCAAAAAAUGUCGACCACCUGAUGAUUGUAAAAAGGCUUCUUAGCCAAGUAUUUUAAUUGAAACAGUAUUAGAAGAGCAAAAUUUUAGUCAACAAAAAGCUUUAAAAAACUUUUUAUCUGAGCAUAAAUGCGUCUACAUAAACUUCAGUUUGGUUUCCUAACAGCAUAUCAGAUUUUUAAUGAAUGAUAUAUUUGAAGCUCAGAGCGUUGCUGCUUACCAAGCCUGAAAAUGCUCGACGUUUUUAUAUGUUGAUGGUGUGAAUUAGCAGAGGAGACACAGGUGAGGAUUUUACCGGAUCAUCGGUGCCUUUCGUGGGAAAUUUGAGAAAUCUUAGUUGUAAAUGUACCUCUAAAAUACAGCUUUUGGAGUUUUAACCGUAUGUUUUGGUAUUGUAUAGCUCAUAAAAAGACAACAUGGUGCUAUGAGUAAUGUUCACAGUGCAUCUGUGUGUGAGCAGGUCUUUCUGAUCGGUGGUACCAACAGAAACGCUUACCAGCGUAUGACUGUUGUAUAUUUUUUACUCAGCCAAAGAAAAAAAAAAAGCUGCUUAUUUGAAUUGAGUAUAUAUUUUAAGUGCAUGUUUCCCAAAUGAAUUUUUAGAGAUAUGAUAUUCAUCUAUCACUGUGUGCCUAUACACACAUUUUUAUGUAUAUAAAGUAAACUUAAGAUUUAAAAAAAAGCCUAUAUUUAUAAGUAGUUCACGUUCACCUGAUGAGUUACAGUCAGUUUGUGAUAUUGUCCACCUACAGUUUACAUGGCGAUAUCACUCACUUCUUUUGCUUGCUUUUAUUUUGAAAUGCUAAAGCCCAUAGUGCAUAUCCAGAAAGAGUGAAGAUCAAGCAGUCGUGUGGUUGUUACCCCCAUCAGGCCUGAAAAAGCCUGAUGGGGUACUGCCGAGCGUGCAGGCGGUGCGGACGAUAACUCGAGAAGGCGCUCUAAACCACGCCAUGGGUGUAUUUACUCAGGAAGGAUAUCAUUUAGGCGUCUCAUGUUGAUAGCUGAGCUGCAUCAAGUGACAAUCUGACACUCUGGAAUUUGGCAACGUCGACACAAUUUGUGCAUUUUCUUUAUUGUGCAGGUUUCUCAGUGGUACGGUGUGAUCUGUAGCUCUAUAAGGAGAGUUGACGUGUUUAAACAGACCUUUGACAAAUAUAACAAGCAGUGACUAAUCAAUGUUUAGUCAUCUAUACUGCCAUGACAAUGCAGAAUACAUUAUGAUUAAGAGAGCAUUAAGGCUUAAUAAAUUGUGUUUGCUUCUGGUGACAGAGGUGUUUCAGGGGUGACCCGGCAGGCAGGAUCUUUACCUGUCAGCCUAAAAAGACUUGCGGGGUAUCGCUGCCACCCCGGCAGGCAGGCAGGCAGGCGGCCGACUUUCAACUUGAAUGUGAUAACUUGAGAAAGAUGUGACCUCAGAUGUUCAAAUUCAUACCGCAGAUGCAUCGACUAAAGAUCUCAGACAAGUUGUUUCUUACCAGAAAGCGACAGUAUUCUCAGUGGUUUAUAUGAUGAUUUUAGCAUUCCUGGUUCUUACUGUUCACUUCUGAAUUAAUACAGUGGAUAAAGUCACUGAGGCACAUAUGCACUCCAUUAAGAUCUGCUGAUUUGCACUGCCUAAAGAUUCUGCUGCCAGGAGGCUGAGAGUUUACACCGGCAGUAUUUUUAUUGUGAAGGUUACUUAGUUUUGCCAAUAAAAGAUUAAUAAAAGAUUAUGACCAUGUGUCUGAAACUCACCCGGCAGGGUCACCUAGUAAAACAACAGCACUCAUUUCCUUGUGCGGUCGAAAGGAUGUGUUUUUAUGUUCCUGCGUGCACUAAUAAACAUUUCAGUAACAAUCAACAGCUUAGGUAAAAUCUUGUUAAAGAUAUGGAAACCAGUAUCAGAAAAAUCAGUCAUAAUUAUUUGAUGUUUCCAUUUGAUUUCUGUUUUAAGUCUGAAAUGUAACUGACAGGAGGCUGUUGGGGGUGGGGGGGGGGGGGGACUAAUAUGUACUCAACAGUAACCAGCUGAUGGCAACAACACUGUGAGGCUUUUUUCAGCUUAUGGUCCAUUUGAGGAGAUGUGUCAGAAUAAUUUUCAUAUUCCAGUCGCUGUAGAUGCUUUACUGGAGUAGUGUCAAAGUUCAAAAUACUCACCUUGUAAAUAAACAUGCAAAGUCUAUGCAUCAGAAAGUUACUUAGCAUUGUUUACGUGGCUGCUUGUGAGUCAGUAAGACAAAAAAAAAAGCAUUUAUAAAAGUUUGCUACAUUUUUGUGGUCUUUGUAAAUACAUUUUCAGCAUACUUGGGUUACUGCCUUUAUGUAAUAUCAAUGGGUUUGCUGUACUUGCUGUGGUUACAUGUCAGAAGGUCACAUCGUGCUUCAUCUGUGCUUUGCAUGCUCCAUAAAUGCAUUUUAUCAUGUUGAUAUUUCAUAAUGUUCACAGUGUACCAUGGGGUGAAAGCUGAGCAUAUGAUGUGAUAUCGGUUAUGCUUUGUAUAGUUCCUGCUGUAAAUAAAUAUUUCUGAAAGCUAAA
Molecule: messenger RNA, 5229 nt
Organism: Archocentrus centrarchus (flier cichlid)
Lineage: Eukaryota; Metazoa; Chordata; Actinopteri; Cichliformes; Cichlidae
Product: high affinity cationic amino acid transporter 1
Exons: 12
Coding region: 161-2095 (644 amino acids)
Biological process (GO): L-arginine import across plasma membrane; L-ornithine transmembrane transport
Cellular component (GO): plasma membrane
Molecular function (GO): L-ornithine transmembrane transporter activity; L-lysine transmembrane transporter activity; L-arginine transmembrane transporter activity
Source: RefSeq, a predicted model, not a curated record